CCUUAAAUCAUGAACAAGAAUAUUUGAGACAUGAUAUUUCAAUUUGAAAAUAAAAAUUAUCUUAAUCACUUUUAAAAUAAGACAAAUUAUAAAACAAUUAUCGAAAUUUCAUGCAUACAAAUUCCAUAUAAUUGAAAACACAUCAAUCAUAAAUGAAAUUAUAUUUGCAUUCUCUUUUUCUAGAACAUUAAAUCAUCUUAAUAAAGAACAUUAAGUCGAUAAAUUUCAUAACUCUAAAUAGCAAACUAAUUUUCACUUUUAUAGACGAAAUCAAUGUAACGAUUACUAAUUACUCACAUCAUUUUGUUUCUAAUACAAAAUCAUACAUUGAAGAAGUCACAAAUGCACAAACAAACUUUUCUACUCUGGUGUGUGAGAGAUUCCUUUUUCCAUCGAAGUCGUUUAGUUAAAAGCAAUUCUACCUGAUUCGUGUUCUCGCCUUCGACCUCCUUCACCUCAUCCUGCAUUACUUGCACUCAAAAAUUUAUCAGUAUUGACAAACCCAAAAGAAUAUUAAAUGUCGAAUUUCAUAUCAAUUGCAGGAGUAAAAAGCAUACUAUAUUUCCUCAUACUAGAUUAUGAAUGAUCUAAUCUAUUUUAAAUUUCAAAAUCACAUUACAUCUUUAAAUUGCACAUUAUUAAAUAAAAUGAUUCGUGACAUGAGGGCAUCAUUUAUUAUUGAUUGAGAUUGUCUUAUUGUAUUGUGUAUAAUAAUAAUAAUAAUUAUACUGAUAACUUAACAAUAAUGUUAUUGAUUAUAGGGUUUUCCAAAUAUUUUUUGCUAAUAUAAAGCUCGACUAGAAAAGAUGUAAUAGCAAUGGGUUGAAUAAACACAUAUGGGAUGUCAGUGACAAAUGUGACUUGAGAGAAGCUUCUGGGAAAAAAAUGUGUUUAAUUGUAUAAGUAAAUGAAUUUAUUAAUGCCAUAUUUUGAUAUAUGAUCUUGGAUCGUACACUUGUUUUUCACAUCUUGAGACGAUUUUAUGGUUAAGGGACUCUUUUCCUUUGGAAUGAUCAUUGGUAAAUUGGAAUUGGAGAUAUUCAGGAGUGCUGCUGUAGAAUCCUUAGCUAUUGGUAAAGAGGUGUUUUUUAUUGAUAAGUGUUUGGUCCUCAAACAACCUAUGAUCUUCAAUUUCAUUCUCAGCAGUGGCAGAGCUAACUUUCAGUACAUUGAUUGUAUUCCUUGAUGGUUUUGGCUUGUACUUUGUAAAGAAAAUCAUGAAGUUGUUAUCCUCAGUAAGUUUGCUGCAAGAAAGUAAGCUUAUACAUUAUUUAAGUAAACUCAAAGAGAAAUAUUGCAGCUGACCAACUGCAGUCAAAGCCAUCAUCAGCUGAGGUAAGCCCACAGGCAAAGUAUCUCCCUUGUUUCACUUCAAAGAGUAAAAUAUCUUCCCAUAAGUCCUACGGAAUUUCUCUAGGCCUUGUCUUUGCAUUCAUUGUUCAGUUCCAGGAGAAGCUAUAGAAAUGGGGCAUAUUCAAGCCCACGUUGCCUCUCUGCUCUUCUUAUUCUAUACCUCUUUUGCCUCCACUGUUUUGAUUUUAGAUUUGUAUGUGAUACCAUAUAAACUUGGCAGGUUGGCUGUGCCAAUGAUAAGUGUUGGGAAUUUGACACGGGGAGGGAAUGGAAAGACACCCAUGACCAAGUUCCUUGGUUUGCACUUUGUAGAAGUUGGGAUUUCUCCUCUAAUUCUCAAGAGGAAACAUCAAGGCAGGAGAGGUGGUUGUUGCAGAGCGGGCUGUGGCCUUUAUGCCACGUGCACACUAUCAUUCAGCAAUUUGUCAUUCUUGCUGUUGUGAUUUCGUCAAAAACUCUGAUGGAGUUAAAUGCAGCUCAUGUCAGAAUGUAGUUCACUGUAAGACAUGUGAAGAGAAGGCAUUGCCGCAGCAUAGAAAGUGGUGUUCAGUUUACAAAGAGAUUAAUAGGAUAGCCAAAGAAUCUGAUUGUGAUCAAGAUCUAGUGCAUUUUGUGCUGUCACUUUUUUCAAAGAAAUACUCAGAUCCAGGCAACAAUAGAAAGGUAGUUGGAGUUGAAAGCAUCAAUGUUGGAGGUAAGGUAGAAGAUGGCAUCAUUAACUCAUGUUUUCAGGAUGCAUUAGGCCUGCAAACCCAUCAAAGCAAAAUGCCAAAAGCAUGGAGGAAUUCUGUACAAAAAGCUUGUCAAGCUCUGCAAAUAGUGAUCAUGAACGAGUGUGAAGGUGACUUGGACUGCAGUGUAGGGGAACUUGAGUGGUUGGCUGCUUUGGUCAAUACAAAUGCUCAUGGAAUGGGUGCUCAGGGACUUCGGAACACUGAUGUUGCUCUUGGUAUUUUUCCAUUUGUGUCCAUGUUAAACCAUUCAUGCAGGCCUAAUUGCUGCUUUGCUUCUGAAGGAAAUGUAAUGUUUGUCAGAGCAAUCCAAGAUAUUUCAACAGAUAACGAGCUUUGUGUCUCGUAUAUUAAUUUGUAUGAGCCCAGGAGCACUCGAAAGCAUGAACUUUCAGUGACAAAACAUUUUGAUUGCAAUUGUCAACGCUGCAUGGAACCAUUGGAAUCAUCUCUUGAUCGCUUCUUGGAGGGUUGUAUGUGCAAUGUCAAAGGCUGUGAUGGUCUUUUACUGAAAAGAAGUUCCCUCGAUGGUCAUGUUUCGGGGGAUGGCGAGUUAACACCAUGGAUAUGUGAUACAUGUUCACGUGUUCUGGAUCCGAUGUCUUUUGAUGCCGAAGGAAAACAAAUUGCUGAAACACCUUGGGUUCUGGUGGGUAAAGCUGAAGAGCAGAUGGCAAUUGCUAUGUCUGCAUGCAGGGAGAGACACUUAAAGGAUGCACGUGCACUUCUUGAGAAGUUUAAUGUGGAUUUCAGUGGAAAAUUGCAUCAUCUACACGUGCUUCUAUUUGAUUCCUUGACCCCAUUGAUGAAUUGUCACCGGGCAGUAGGGGAUGCAGAAGGUGGAGUAAGAGUAUGUCGAAGAAUUUUGAGUUGUUUGGAAAAGGUGUUACCUAAUUCUUCCUUGGAACUUGCCAACUUCUACUUCUGCUUGGGGGAGAUGUGUUUUGAACGUGCAGAAGCAUCUGAUAUAUCACCAGUUUUAGCUAAGCAUUUCAAGAAACAGGCCCAUGAAGCUUUUCAGCAUGUGCGACAAAUACGGAAGAUUUGCUUAGGGAAGUCAGAUCUUCCAAACUAAUAGAGCAAUAAUGGUGAUCAUGUACUAAUGCAAAUAGUUCGAUCUUAUAUUGGUUUGGGUGUGUGCCAUCCCAGACUGUAUUUUUACAGGUUCUGAAUAAGUUUGCAUUUCAUUAGCAUUUUGUUGGAUAUCCUUCAUAACUGAAUAUUUUUUGCUUCUAUAAGUGGUCAAUCAGAAGAUUCUGUCUUUUUAUGUUGGUUUGAUAAUUAUUGCUAUCCCAAAGAGUAUAUUUCUGGGAGAAAGUAGUUUUGACAGGAUUAUGUGAAAGAUUAUCAUUGCAAGAUAUCUGAAGCAAUCAACUUAUAGCCAUUCCUAAUUAAAGCUGCCAUACAAUGGUGGACAAAAAAUUUAUCUUACAAUUUUAUGUAUAUUCAAAGUGAUUAUAUAUU
Messenger RNA from Cryptomeria japonica (Japanese cedar), 3548 nucleotides. RefSeq names its product histone-lysine N-methyltransferase ASHR1. NCBI's taxonomy places the organism in Eukaryota, Viridiplantae, Streptophyta, Pinopsida, Cupressales, Cupressaceae. Bases 1747 to 3159 code for a protein of 470 amino acids. Gene Ontology annotation, molecular function: protein binding. The transcript is spliced from 11 exons. The record is from RefSeq and is a predicted model, not a curated record.